CUUGGAUGCUGCUGCUGAUGUAGCCUAUGGUGCGUGAUUGCAUUGCAUUGUUUAUUAUUGAGAGGCAGCUGACACAAAUCUGGAGGAAAAGAGCAUCUCUCCUUACGCUGUUCAUGACCUCCUCGUCUCCUCUCUGUCAGUCGGCACGUCCCUCACAUAUCAUGCUAAGGUGGCUUCUACCAGAUUUCCCCCCUCACUUGGUGCGCACACGGUUUGAGCGUACGUGCCUACCAUGAGUGUUAUGGUGAAUCGGACUGUCAAUGCAGCGAGAGAAGGCAUAUCUAAACUGUAAGGUAAUGAUCGAGAGAGGAGCCUCUUCCUGUAUUUGCACCAGAAGAGCCACAGCCGCCGGUGUCAUGUGUAUCAGUGUAAUGCUUUCAGGGUUUGAGAUUAGCUCCAGACUGGUCUCUCUCACUCACAGAUAGGGAGCUGUGUGGUUCGUGGCUAUACUUCUCAACAAUAACCAUCCUAUUCUGGACAUCUAUUGCAUUUGAAAUUGUUCGUUCCGUCUCAAUGUCAUAAUGGACAGGUUGCACUCCUCCAUGCGUAAAAGGCUCUACAGUUUGCCACAGCAUAUUGGACAGAAAGCUUAUAUUAUGGGCGAAGGAGAAGACGGCGACAAGGACACCCGAAGGAAGAGUAUUAGGAUGAAACCCUUGCCGUCACCAACCUCCAGAGGAAGCAUCAAAGGCAUCGGGGAGACCAGAAGUGGAGACACGGUGAUCAUGGAGACAGACAUUGGGAGACCAACGAAGACCAGUUUAAAUGGAGAUUGUCGGAGAUUUCGUGGCAGUUUCUCCUCCAUCACCAGUCGGCAUGUGCACGACUCAGACUCGGCGGAGCAGAGGCGCCUCAUCACGGAAGGGGACGUCACCCCGAGCGAGGAGAGCCCCCCCGGAGCUAUUGGCGGUGGGGCGGACCAAGGUGCGCAAGGCGCCAGCGCUGGUGGUGCUGGUGGUGCCCAACAUGCUUCUCUUGACCAGGAAUCAGGGUUCAUAAAGUUGGAUGGCAUUGAUCAAAUUUCGCCGGACGACGAGAGAUUGUACCAGGCAGGAUUCAUACACAGGCAGUUUGGGGCAAUGCUGCAACCGGGGGUCAACAAGUUCUCCCUAAGGAUGUUUGGGAGCGAAAAGGCGGUGGAACGGGAACAAGAGCGGGUUAAAUCCGCCGGAUUUUGGAUAAUUCACCCGUACAGUGAUUUCAGGUUCUACUGGGACCUGACCAUGCUGCUGCUGAUGGUGGGGAACCUGAUCGUCAUCCCGGUGGGCAUCACCUUCUUCAAAGACGAACACACGCCCCCCUGGAUCAUCUUCAACGUGAUCUCAGACACCUUCUUCCUCAUGGACCUGGUGCUCAACUUCCGCACGGGCAUCGUCAAGGAGGACAACACCGAGAUCAUCCUGGACCCACAACAGAUCAAGAUCAAGUACCUGAGGAGCUGGUUCGUGGUGGACUUCAUCUCCUCCAUACCUGUGGACUACAUCUUCCUCAUCGUGGAGACGCGCAUCGACUCAGACUUCUACAAGACGGCCCGGGCGCUGAGGAUCGUCCGCUUCACCAAGAUCCUCAGCCUGCUCAGACUGCUCAGGCUGUCCAGGCUCAUCCGAUACAUCCACCAGUGGGAGGAGAUCUUCCAUAUGACCUAUGACCUGGCCAGUGCCAUGGUGCGUAUCGUCAACCUGAUUGGUAUGAUGCUGCUGCUGUGCCACUGGGACGGAUGUCUGCAGUUCCUGGUUCCCAUGCUGCAGGACUUCCCCCAGGACUGCUGGGUGUCCAAAAACAAAAUGGUGAACGACACAUGGGGCCAGCAGUACUCCUACGCCCUGUUCAAAGCCAUGAGCCACAUGCUGUGUAUCGGGUACGGCAUGUACCCACCUGUGGGCAUGACGGACGUGUGGCUCACCAUCCUCAGCAUGAUCGUUGGCGCCACCUGCUAUGCCAUGUUCGUGGGUCACGCCACUGCACUCAUCCAGUCUCUGGACUCCUCCCGUCGGCAGUACCAGGAGAAGUACAAACAGGUGGAGCAGUACAUGUCCUUCCACAAGCUGCCGGCUGAUAUGAGGCAGAGGAUCCAUGACUACUACGAGCAUCGCUACCAAGGCAAGAUGUUUGACGAGGAGAGCAUCCUGGGAGAACUCAACGAGCCACUCAGAGAGGAAAUCGUUAACUUUAACUGUCGAAAGCUGGUGGCUUCCAUGCCACUGUUUGCCAACGCGGACCCCAACUUUGUGACCUCCAUGCUGACCAAGCUGCGCUUCGAGGUGUUCCAGCCCGGAGACUACAUCAUCAGAGAGGGCACCAUCGGCAAGAAGAUGUACUUCAUCCAGCACGGAGUGGUCAGCGUUCUCACCAAGGGCAACAAGGAAACCAAGCUCUUAGACGGAUCCUACUUCGGGGAGAUCUGUCUGUUGACGCGGGGUAGAAGGACAGCCAGCGUCAGAGCGGACACCUACUGCCGUCUGUACUCUCUGUCUGUGGACAACUUCAACGAGGUCCUGGAAGAGUAUCCCAUGAUGAGACGGGCCUUCGAGACCGUGGCUCUGGACCGGCUGGACCGCAUAGGGAAGAAGAACUCCCUCCUGCAGCACAAGGUGCAGCACGACCUGAGCUCCGGCGUUCUCAACUACCAGGAGAACGAGAUCAUCCAGCAGAUUGUGCAGCAUGACAGAGACAUGGCCACCUGCGCCCACCUCCUCCAGAACAUUCCUCCGCCUCAGCCCCCGUCUCCGGGGCACACCCCCGUCAUCUGGGCUCCCCUCAUCCAGGCACCCCUGCAGGCUGCUGCCGCCACCACCUCUGUUGCCAUCGCCUUGACGCACCACCCCCACCUUCCCCACCUCCCCGCCGCACUCUUCCGCCCGCCGGUCACGGUCCUGGGCUCCAGGAACCUCCAGGACCCUCCCCCCGGCCGGCUGAAGAAGUUCCACACGUCAGCGCCCACCUCCUCCAUGGGACCUGACUCCCCCUCCAGCACCCCAUCUAAACUGCACUGCUCUGGGAUGGAUACAGCCCUGCUGGCCUCCUUCCGGGCCCACCACACGACUCAGGGGUCAGUGGCAGCCAGCUCCAGUCAGCAGGCGUCCAGCAGCAGUGGAACCCAGCCUGGGCCUACCGGAGCCUUUCCCUUUGGGCCUUUCUCUUCCUUCGGGGGCUCUCCCUCCCACAGCACGGCACAGAGCACGGCCCAGCUACACUCACAGCCCCAGACGCAGCAGCCGUUCCGCUGCACCACCCCGCCUCUCGCUGCCCUCUUCCAGCAGGGAGUCAUGGAGGGAGCCGUGGGGACAGGGAUGGGUGGAGCAACAGGCGGAGCUACAGGUUGGUCUUCAGGAGGCACUACCGGAGGUGAAAUAGGAGGGGUUGCUGAGGGGGCCACGGGUGGAACAAUAAGAAGGGCCACUGGUUGGGGCAGACGUGGGUCUAUAGAAGGAUAUACUACUGGAGUACAUAUAGGAGGAGCCACUGGGGGGUACUCAGGAGGGGCUAGUGGUGGGCACAUUAGAGGAACUAGUGGAGGACAUAUAGGAGCUACUGGUGGAGCAAUGGGAGGGGCUACAGGUGGAAUGACAAUUGGAGUUCUGGGUACCUCUAGUUCUGGUUGUAGUAUCAGCCCCCAGUCCACUGGUUCAUCCGGCAACAUUAACCCCUGUCAGCUGCUCCACAGCCAGCUGCCCCCCAAGCCUCCACAGGUGGGCUCCCUGCAGCAGUUUGCAGGCGGGGGUAGGACUUCUAGUGGCUUCUACCACCUCCCCCCUCCAGGCUCCCCAUCCACCUCCUCCACCCAGCAGGCCCCAGGGGGCUCCCCUUCUCCCCUGGCCCAGUUCAGUCUGGCAGGCCUCCAGUCUGGCCUGGUCCCUCAGCUGUCCCUGGAGAGGUCUGCCCUGGCCUCGUUGGCCCAGUACGGCUCAGCUAACGGCUCGCCCUGCUACACCCCCCUGGGGCCUAGCCCCACGGUCCAAAGCCCAGUCACAGGAAGGACUUUCCACUACAGCGACUCGUCCAGUGCCACAGGGUCCCACAGCUCUCUGCUCAUGCCCCAGACCUCCCUCCCCAGCCAGCAGCACGCAGCCGGCAGUGAGUCUCUGCUGGGGCUGGGCAGCUUCUCUGAGGAUAUGAAACUAUUGUCCUGUUCUAACAUCUCCCUGCCCCAGGAUGUGACCCAGGCCAUGGGAUACUCCUCCCUCCCACGCUCCUCACCCCCUCGCACCUCGCCCACACGCACCUCGCACCCAUGCUCCUCCAUGGAGCCAGGAUACUGCUUCUCCUCACCCUACACCUCCCCCAUCCUAGUUCCAAAACCCUGUAGCUCGGUGCCAGGGCACAUGACUCCUCCUGUCCCUGCCCAGAUGUCUCCAGGACACCUGCAGCACCAGACUCAGUCCCCCGUGGCCUCCCCGGCCCUGCCGCCACGGAAAGGCUCGGCAGCCCACUCUGAACUAGAACCUGUCCGCUCCAAACUAACCUCCAAUUUGUGAGGUUUGAUCACACCCUCCCUGGACAAGUACACAAACGAUCUUCCUGUAUGAUGUCAUUCUCUUCUAGGCUUCACUGUGUUCUAAUCGUUAUCAUUUCCACGUUCUUAAUAUUACUGUGAUUUAAAAGAUGAUGCUUAACCAGGUAACUUCUAGCUCCCUAGACAACUACACUUUCUUUGUUUUUGUUUUGUUUCUCCCUGUUUUAUUCAUACGUAUAUACAUAGAAAUAUAUUUAAAAGAUAUGCUAAUCAAUAGACAGGAGGGUGUGAACAGAAAAUGAUAUCCAUUUAAGAGAUGGUCAUUUCUUUGUUUCUAACUAUGCCAAAUUCAUAUGAUGGGGUUUGGUUUGAUGGUUAGAUGGACAACACAAUAGUACUUUUUUGCAGGAACCUAUGCACUAAUACCUGCAUGUAUAGAUGCUUUUUGUGUGUUUUAAAAGAACAGAAUCAACCUUUUCAGCAGAAAAAUACAUGCUUCAAUAAGAGCAGACUGACUUAUUUUUUCAUCCCAUACAGGAUCACAUAUUGUUGAUCCUUUAUCAUCUAUUAUCGAUUAGAUUACUUAUUUAUCCACUGUAUAGACGUCACGAAACCUUCCGAGGUGGAGAAGAGAUUUUAGGAAACCAAAAAGACUUUCCUCUGGGGUGAUCAAUCUGCCUCCUCUUUGGCCUGUGUGUCAUUGUAUUGUCGUAAUAUUGGGGGGGUGUUGAGUGGGCUACAGGCCCUCCAUCCCUGUAGUGAGACAGACAUCAAGUAUGAUGUGUUAGUGAUAGGCUUCCUGCAGUGUCCUCAACCCUGUCCUAACAAAUUCACUUUGUCUUCCAAGCUCAUCAUGCCGCAAAUGUUUUGGAUGGACAAGGACAAGUUGAGCCCUGCAAUCUGUGUGCUAGUGGACAGAGUGUAUGCAUUUAUGUGUGUGAUAGUGACUGAGUGUGAGUGUGUGUUUGAGUGUGUGUUUAAGAGAGAUAGAGAAAGAGAGGGAGAGGAGUCUAAUGCAAGGCAAGAGCUUGCCAGACUAACCAAGGGGGGUUUUGCCUUUUCACAAAACUAGGACGACCAUCCCAGCUUGUGUGUGGAGUUGUGUACCUACAGGACUCUUCAAUCUCUCAAUGCUAGAAAAGACAACACUCACUAGUGCUCUUAGAGCCAUCAAUCACACAUACUUCUCAGUCAGAUAAUGUAGCAAACACACAGGAAAUAGACAAUUUGGACAUAAGCAAUUACGUUUGUUAUUGUAAUGAUAUCAGAUACCUGUUGAAGUGCUGCUUGAUAGAAACGAUCUUACCACUCCACAUUACUACCCACAGCUGCUAGACGGUCAACGUAGACAUUCUCCCACAAUGCCAGUGUUGAGUUGAACAUGUUGAAUGUAUGUACAUUUUAUUUAUUUUUGUUUAGAAUAAAUAUGGGUUAUGCAGUUUUACAUCAAGGAGUGACAGACGGGUCAGACGGGUCAUGACAGAAUAAAUUGUAAUUGUGGACAAUUUCAUAGUCCUGCAAAUUGAGCUUAAUCCCAGCGGACAAGAAUGGUUGAAAUUACAUAAUUCCAGAUAACACGACGUCAUUCCAUCCACAUAACCUGACGUCAUUCCAUCCAGAUAACACGACAUCAUUCCAUCCAGAUAACCUGACUUAAUUUCAACCAGAUAACACGACAUCAUUUCAACCAGAUAACACGACGUCAUUCCAUCCAGAUAACACGACAUCAUUUCAACCAGAUAACACGACGUCAUUCCAUCCAGAUAACACGACAUCAUUUCAACCAGAUAACACGACGUCAUUCCAUCCAGAUAACACGACAUCAUUUCAACCAGAUAACACGACGUCAUUCCAUCCAGAUAACAUGACGUCAUUUCAACCAGAUAACACGACUUCAUUCCAUCCAGAUAACACAACAUCAUUUCAACCAGAUAACACGACGUCAUUCCAUCCAGAUAACACGACGUCAUUCCAUCCAGAUAACACGACGUCAUUCCAUCCAGAUAACACGACUUAAUUUCAUCCAGAUAACACGACAUCAUUUCAACCAGAUAACACGACAUCAUUUCAUCCAGAUAACACGACAUCAUUUCAACCAGAUAACACGACGUCAUUCCAUCCAGAUAACCUGACUUAAUUUCAUCCAGAUAACACGACAUCAUUUCAACCAGAUAACACAACAUAAUUUCAUCCAGAUAACACGACAUAAUUUCAACCAGAUAACACGACGUCAUUCCAUCCAGAUAACCUGACUUAAUUUCAACCAGAUAACAUGACGUCAUUCCAUCCAGAUAACACGACGUCAUUCCAUCCAGAUAACCUGACUUAAUUUCAUCCAGAUAACCUGACUUAAUUUCAACCAGAUAACAUGACGUCAUUCCAUCCAGAUAACACGACGUCAU
Messenger RNA from Oncorhynchus gorbuscha (pink salmon), 6855 nucleotides. RefSeq names its product potassium/sodium hyperpolarization-activated cyclic nucleotide-gated channel 4-like. The transcript is spliced from 8 exons. Lineage: Eukaryota; Metazoa; Chordata; Actinopteri; Salmoniformes; Salmonidae. Gene Ontology annotation, biological process: transmembrane transport; potassium ion transport. The coding region runs from base 522 to 4475 and encodes 1317 amino acids. Gene Ontology annotation, cellular component: membrane. Gene Ontology annotation, molecular function: voltage-gated potassium channel activity. The record is from RefSeq and is a predicted model, not a curated record.